UCAAAGACAAAACCAGCUUCUAACUCUCUGGUGUUUUCAUCAUUAUUUCUCUCCGUUGUUUGCUUAGCGGGACUGAUUCACGUCGAGAUCGAGCUUCACGCUCAUCGACAAAUGCUUCAAGUCUUGAAUCAACCAAAUGAAGAGAAACUUACGCUGGAGAACGCAGCAUAUGACGGAAGGACAAAUGAGAGGAAUAUGUUACACCCUAACUCAUACAAAGAACCAAAAAUUCGUCACAAAAGGUACGUAAAAAUCACAGAAAGGAGUUCGAACGCCAGUAGCACCAUCGAUCGUGAAGCGAUCAGAAAGGAAGUACGACUUGUUAUCAGCAACCAAGCCUGCAGUAUCCACUGCCCCAAGAGCAUCAGGGGAAGACGUGGCAGACCUGGUCAAAGAGGCCCACCCGGCCAUCCAGGUAAGCAUGGACCACCCGGGCCACAGGGAUUAGUGGGAACGAAAGGAAAACAGGGCCUCCAGGGAAUUCAGGGACCUCCCGGACCUAUGGGCCCUCCUGGAGCCAGGGGUGCGCCUGGUAAAUCUAUUUCAGUCCCCUCUAUUGUGACACCUCCCAAGUCCACAGUUGUAAACGAAACUGGUACAGCCUCGUUUGAAUGUGAGGUUGAAGGAAACCCACAGCCAAAAGUCACAUGGCUGAAGGAUAACUCCAGUCUUCCCGCGAACAAACGAAUUAUUCCGUCAGAUGCAGGACUGCUGAUUAAUGACGUAAGGUUAGAAGAUGGUGGAAUGUACACCUGCGUCGCAAGAAAUAUUCUUGGAAAGAUGAAGUCAUUGGCUGAGCUGUCUGUUCAAGUUGGAGCGUUGAUCAUCCAAAAACCCUCAUCUGUUAUUGUUGAAGAAGGACACAAAGUGAGUCUGGUCUGCUCAGCCACUGGUCAGCCAACGCCAACGGUCACGUGGCGAAAAGCAGUCGGUCACAUGUCAAAGGAAAGAUCAAGAGUUCUUGAUGGCAGACUGGAAAUUACCAAUGUGACUAAAACAGACGGUGGAGACUACAUAUGUUUGGCAAAGAACUUACUAAGAGAGGACUUUGCCUUUUCCCAAGUUAUGGUGCUGGAGCAACUCAUGUUCACUUUACCUCCUCCGAGUAAAAUUUUAAGAAAGGCGUAUAACGAUUUGAAAAUGAAUUGCUAUGCAGAUGGAGCCAGAGUAAUCCUUUGGCAGAGGGCAGGCCUAGGUCUUCCUCCAGGUCAUAUCCUUUAUCCAAAUGGAUCUUUGCUUCUUAAAAAUGUUUCCCCUGAUGAUGCUGGAUCCUACUCUUGCAUCGCCCGAAAUUUCCGUCGAUCCAUAUCAGCAAACACUGUGCUUGAAGUUAGAAAAUCAACCUUAUUACGCUCUUGUAGUGAAAUUAAAAAACACAUUAGGGGAAAAUCUUCAGGUAAUUUUAUGAUAGACCCUGAUGGCAAAGGAGGCGUAACACCUUUCAGUGUGUAUUGUGACAUGAAUGACAAGAGCGGAGUUGGCGUGACCACCAUCAGUCACGACAGUGAAAACAGAAUCUAUGUCAGUGGAUGUGAAAGCAGGGGAAGUUGCAGAAGAGAUGUGCACUAUACUGGAGUCAACACCGCUCAGCUCGCUGAAUUAACUCGCGUCUCACGGAAUUGUGAACAGUUUAUCAAGUUUGAGUGCAAUAAUGAUGUUGCAUUCAUAGACAUGGGUUAUGCCUGGUGGGUGUCACGUGAUGGAACGCGGAUGAACUAUUGGGGCGGAGCUACAGGCCGUGAUAAGAUGUGUGCGUGCGGAGUGACGAACUCUUGUUCCAAUGGGAAAAAAUGUAAUUGUCAUGAACACAACGGUGGCUAUGGCUGGAGAGAGGAUAGUGGUCUGUUGACAGACAAGUCUGUACUUCCAGUGACACAAAUAAGACUUGGAGACUUGGGAGACCAACAGGAGGAAGGAUAUCAUACAUUGGGGAAACUCAAAUGUUUUGGUGUGGCUUAGGUUGUACAGCAUUGAAGUUACUUGGCUGCUAAACAGAGUACCGUUAAAGCAAUUUUUUAACGGUUUUUGUUUUGUUUAAAAGAUACCUUACCGAAUCUGUAGGAAA
Messenger RNA from Stylophora pistillata, 2065 nucleotides. RefSeq lists its product as uncharacterized. Lineage: Eukaryota; Metazoa; Cnidaria; Anthozoa; Scleractinia; Pocilloporidae. Gene Ontology annotation, cellular component: axon; plasma membrane; neuronal cell body. Gene Ontology annotation, biological process: synapse organization; homophilic cell-cell adhesion. Gene Ontology annotation, molecular function: axon guidance receptor activity. The record is from RefSeq and is a predicted model, not a curated record.